UGGGUGGGUAUACCUUUUAGCCGCUAGCACGCACACUGCACACACAUACACACGCAAAUCUGGCUAGGGCCAUUUUUGACGUUUAAAAAGAAUUCUGCUCGUCAAUCGACAGUUUGUUUUAAAUUCGAUUAGCUGGAGUAAAUGGUAGACGGUCUGUGAGGAGAAUUUCGGUGUGUUCAUCAAGUUUUGUGUGCCUGUCUAAACUGAUGGAACUUUGACUUGGGGACUUCACUUUUUCCCAAGGCCGUUGACCACCGAACGACACACCGAAACUGACGAAAAAUGUUCAAAAUAUUCAAAGGAUGUAAUCGCCAGGUCGAAUAUGUGGAUAAGCGUCACUGUUCUUUACCGAGCGUCCCUGAAGAUCUCUGGCGUUAUUCAAGAAGUCUAGAAGAGCUCUUACUUGAUGCCAAUCACAUUAGAGAUUUGCCCAAGAAUUUCUUCCGGCUUGCAAAGUUACGAAAGCUCAGUCUCAGUGACAAUGAAAUCCAGAGGAUUCCACAAGAUAUUCAAAACUUUGAAAACUUAGUGGAGUUAGAUGUCUCUAGAAAUGAUAUAUCUGACAUUCCGGAAACGAUCAAGCAUGUUAAGGCUCUGCAAGUGGCUGAUUUCAGUAGCAAUCCAAUACCCAGAUUACCCGCCGGAUUCGUUCAGUUGAAGAACCUCACCAUCCUUGGACUAAAUGAUAUGUCCCUGAGUUCACUUCCUCUCGAUUUUGGAAGUCUGAGUAAUCUACAAAGCGUGGAGCUGCGAGAGAAUUUGUUGCGAACUUUGCCCGAGUCCAUGUCUCAACUGACCAAACUUGAGAGGCUGGACUUGGGAGAUAAUGACAUUGAAAUUUUGCCGGCACAUAUUGGCAAUAUGCCCUCUUUGACGGAACUUUGGCUCGAUCACAACCAGUUAGCUCAGUUACCCAAAGAGCUGUGCCAGUUGACCAAUCUGGCUUGUUUGGACGUCUCUGAAAAUCACUUAGAGAGCAUGCCGGAAGAGAUCGGUGGCUUGAUUUCUCUUACGGACCUGCAUCUUUCACAGAACUUCCUCGAAUCCCUUCCAGAUGGAAUCGGUGCCCUCUCCAAGCUAACUAUUUUAAAAGUGGACCAGAAUCGGCUGACGACACUGAACUAUGCCAUCGGAAAGUGCGUUGCACUGCAAGAACUUAUCCUUACGGAGAACUUCCUGACGGAAUUGCCAACUUCUAUAGGCAAUCUGACCAAAUUGACUAAUCUAAAUGUUGAUCGUAAUCGGCUUCAUGAAUUGCCGGUUGAAGUGGGCCAUCUGGUCUGCCUAAAUGUUUUGUCGCUGCGUGAGAAUAAACUUCAUUUCUUACCCAACGAACUGGGCGAUUGUGGCGAACUUCACGUUCUCGACGUGUCCGGCAACCGACUUCAAUAUCUGCCCUUUUCGUUGACUAGCUUGAAUCUGAAAGCUAUUUGGCUGUCAGAAAAUCAAGCCCAGCCGAUGCUCACCUUCCAAACGGAUAUCGAUGAACAUACAGGCGAACAAGUGCUCACCUGCUUUUUGCUUCCUCAACUCGAAUACCAAAACGAACAACAAGGAGCCCCUGCGUUGCUAAGACGCUGGGGUGGCAAUGGACCUAUCGGGUGGCGGGCAAACGUUUCUCCUUGGUUUCGUUCGCCUUUAUUCGAUUCUAGUUUCUCCAUAGAUGACUUAACUUUCGUGGCCUCAGUGUCUUCACCCCCAAUGAUGUCGCAGACGGACGCAGACAGUGACACAGCCGAUCCCAACCGGACUUCUUUCGUCAAAUUCGCUGAGGAUUCCGAUGGAGAUGAUGACAAGGAGACACCGUUCGUCCGUCAUAAUACGCCUCAUCCCAAGGACCUUAAAGCCAAAGCUCAGAAACAUUUCAAAGGCAAGAAAAUCGAUGGCAAAGUGGUCCAUCACGAUGAGCAGGAUGGACUUAAAGAAGGAGAAGCUUUCAAACCGGAUCGCACUGCACAAGAAUUGCCUUAUCGGCGUUCAUCUCCUUUGCCGCCUCUCCAAUUGAUCGACUUGCCCGACCGCGAUGUUGAACCCCCUGGUCGUAGUGGACCAGUUUUUCCUGCUGAACAAUACGACGACCACAGACAAACGUCCUCGCCUUCCCCAGUUCCAGAGCCACAUGAAAAAGCUGUUGCCUUUGUUGACCAAUACGAACAUAGAAGCAUUGAAGAGGCUGAUGAAAACGAAGAGGAUUUUGAUGGAGGCGAUGAGCGAGUCCCGCAUGAAAAGUCGAAAUUAUCACGACGUGAUACGCCUCACUACUUGAAAAAUAAACGAAUUCACGAACCGAUGGACAAGGAGAAAGCUAUGGCCUUGAUCACGAACGCUCUCAAGAAACAAGAGAUGACUCAGCAUCAACCACACCAACUGUCGACGUCAUCGAACCAGUCGGAAGAUGAAGAAGAUCGUCUGCCCACCCCUCCUCCGUUACCAGACGACGAGUCUGUUGAUAACGAACAACAAGUGGAACUCUUGGAAAUUCAGUACGAGAUACACAUCGAAAGAACAACUAGUGGUCUGGGACUAAGCAUCGCAGGCGGCAAAGGUUCCACGCCUUACCGCGGUGAUGACGAGGGUAUCUUCAUAUCUAGAGUGACGGAAGGUGGACCAGCCGAGAUGGCUGGGUUAAGAGUUGGUGAUAAACUAGUGGCCGUUAAUGGCAUGUCGUGCAUCGACGUGGAUCACUACGAAGCGGUGGACAUUUUAAAAGCUGCCGGUCCUAGUCUGGUGGUGCAUUUUAUUAGAGAGGUGACCCGACUUGUUCCGCCCGCAGGCGAAGAGGAGGAGCAGCAGCAACAGCACGAACAGCCUGAAUUGCGAGAAUCAGAAAAGCCCGCCUCACCGAUGAUAACAGAGCCCUCUGUGUUGCCACCGAAACCUGCUCCUAGAAUGUCAAUCGGCUCGAGUUCCAGUCUGCAAGGUGUCAGAGAGAUGGAUAAGCCGAUAUCAAAUGGCGUGCCAAACCCUGCUCCCCGACUCAGCUUUACUCAGUCCCAAGCACUGGCAGCUAAUCAAGUCCAUUCCGAGACGACAGACCAUCAACGUCCGCAGUCACCCCCCGCUAAUCCAAUGGUGCCCAGUAAAUCUAUUAUUCCUUCAUCGGCCCCCAUUUCCGCUGCUGCUCCUGCCCCGGUGCUUUCUUCUUAUCUUGGCAGCUUAUCAUCGCAAGUUGUUCGUCCUGCUUCACAGCCUCCCCCACCGCCUAAUCAGUUGCACAGUGUGCCUACCGAAACUGGUACAAAACAACAAAAUGGGCUGGAACUAAGGAAGGAGCGAGUGUACAUUACGCUCUUGCGAGACCACACGGGUUUGGGUUUCAGUAUCUCAGGAGGAAAAGGAGGCAAUCCUUACAAAGAUGGAUCCGACUCAGUGUACGUGUCUCGCAUUAUGGAAGGCGGGCCGGCUGAAAAAGAUGGCAAGCUGAAAAUCGGAGAUCACGUCAUUUCCAUCAAUGGUGUCGAUGUGGAAGGUGCCCGACAGGAUCAAGUUGUUGCCAUGCUGACUGGUUUGGAACGCUUCGUCCGGUUGGUCGUGGAACGCGAGUCAUGGCUUCCACCGAGUCAUUUGAAAUCACCGAAGAUGUUCGGGACUCCUCGACCUUACACCAGCCUUUACAGUCCCAAUAGUUACAUGGCCAACCGUCCCAAUUAUGCUGGACUUUCCAGCUUGCCGACGUCACCCUUGAUUGGUUCCAUGUCGUCACCUUUGACCACAAGUUCACCGAGCGUCAAUCAAUCAGCUCGGCAGCAAUUUCUCGCCGCAUCCCCUGAAAGAAAGAGCGGAAAUGUGGAGCCCUCUCCGCUUCCUACUGCGAAAAACGCCGUGGCCUUGCCUUCCGGAGAAGAAAUGCCGAAACACGUUACCAAUGAGCAAUUCCAGGCUAUGAUACCGGCUCAUUUCGUUCAUCCGGAGCCUCAACCGCCCGGCUCUAGUAUCGUCAUCAAUGUCAAGCAACCGGAUCCUGUCGGUGGAGCUCUGAGCGAAUUUCAAUUCCCUGCCGUGCCCACCCAAUUGGGACAAGUCACGGAAACUAUCACAAAAAGUACGCUGACGGAAACCAUCGUCACCCGCAUCACCAACAAUAAAUUGGGUGCGCUUCCUAUCAUUAUUGAGGAUGUGAUUCUGCAAAAAGGUGCCGGUCCGUUGGGUCUUAGCAUUGUCGGUGGGAACGAUCAUUCGUGUGUUCCAUUUGGUGCCGACGACCCCGGAGUCUUCAUAUCGAAAGUCAUUCCGGAAGGUGUGGCUGCCAAAACGAUGCGACUACGGAUCGGUGAUCGUAUCCUCAAGGUUAAUGGCAGGGAUGUUUCCAAGGCUAGCCACCAGGAUGCUGUUCAAGCCCUGAUGGAACCCACUGCCGAACUCAUCUUGACUGUCCAGCACGAUCCACCACCAAAGGGAUUGCAAGAAUUGACAAUUUAUCGUAAUGAAGGUGAGAAACUCGGAAUGAACAUUAAAGGGGGUUUGCGUGGACAUCCAGGAAAUCCUCUAGAUAAACACGACGAAGGUGUCUUUAUUUCGAAAAUAAAUCAUGGUGGUGCAGCUAGAAGAGACGGCCGCUUGAAGGUCGGCAUGCGUUUACUCGAAGUGAACGGUAUCAGCCUUCUCGGAGCCUCUCAUCAGGAAUCCGUUAAUUCUUUAAGGACCUGUGGUGACGUUAUCCAUUUGCUCAUUUGCGACGGAUACGACGCAGCCGAAGUAGAACGGCUCCAGUCGGAAGGCAUCCUAACUCGCGAGGCUAAAUCGACAUCUGAGAGUGUUUCGAGUCUAGAUAGGGUCGGAGAAGAAACAAAUCACGUGAACCCAAUCCAGGGAGACGAUAACCACGAGGACGGUUCCUGUGAUCGCGAAGAACCUGAAAUUGUGAAGGUUACAGGCUCAUCUUUACCGGUCAGUCCAACGUUAGGUGAUCGAGAUAAAACUUCUGAAAAGGUGUUAGACGCUGUUCGAGCUGCUGAAAUGCUCGUUUCAAACAUGGUGCCCAAAUCGCCUGGCCCAAAUCGAGUUGACAUGAAAACGACGACAAUUGUGAUGUCAAAACAUACGCUAGCUCCGCAAACAAGCACGCCCAUAGCUCCUCGAGCUAAUCUGGGUGAGGCGGGUCUCACUGAAGAAGGUGAGGCUAUGUCGCCGUCACCUUCUCCGCUUCCGGGGCGAUUAACACCGACGGCUAUACGCCAUAGCGGUUUGGACCAUCCAUCGGAUCGUAGCGGCAGCAGCAAUGGAAAUAGCCCCAUUCCUCCCAUAGUUCAGGAUGCGAUGCCUCCUCCUGCCACUCCCGCCGUAGCCAAAACGGCACCAACGGGAGCGGGGUUGACGGGUCCCAGCCCAGAUAAGAUGACUUUCAGUGCCAAGAAGCGCUUCUUUGAAAAAGAGAUUGAAGAAACUGUUACACCAGCAGUUAAACCAGAGAGGAGAUUCAGCUUUUUGAGCGAGGAUGAAGUCAACAAACUGAAGCAAGAAGAGGAAAGAAAAAUAGCUAAUUUGACUAGCGAGCAGCUGCUUAAUCUGAGCCGUUUGGAUGAUGUUGACGAAGAAGAUGAAGAUGAAGCAGAAGCUGACGAACCUCACGUGGAACCCGUCGCUGUAGCCGUCACAGUCACAACCGCUCCAUCAGCCCAGCAUCCAUCCAUCGUUCGCACGGCCAAAGCCGAAAAACGGCUAAAGGAUAAACUUACACGCGAGGGUUUGGAACUCAGCGAGGAGGAAAAAAUGCUAUCUCCGACUGAGCAGAGAGCGUUACAGGCCAGGAAACGAGCGGCAUGGAGAGAGGCACGUCUGAAAUCAUUGGAGCAAGACGCCAUGCAGGCUGAAAUGGUCAUCAAGAGAAUGAGCGAGUAUAAUCAAUCGGCUGACAACAGCUCCGGAUCGUUAUCGUCUUCGUUACGUACCGCAACAAAUCCGUCCGACUGCAGUGAUGACAACGGCAAUAAUAAUCGAGAUAUUCCGGAUUACACCAACAAUAAUGAGCAGAUCGAUCCAGAGAACAAUGUACAGGGGCGUAUCGAAGAAGAGGAUGAAGAAGAGGACGCCGAUGUUGACAAUUCCGAUCAGGCCGGUCUCGGCGGAAUGGGUAAUAUGGCCACGUCAACGACAAAUAACGGACGUCGGAAGAAGAAAAGCAAAAAAUCUAAGAAUCGAUAAACUGUCGGACUGCCACACGGAACAGAUGUAUCACACGUUUUUCUGGUGAAUAUUGACCAUCAUCAUGAUCACACGCCUUUGUUUAUCCAUCCUAAAAACUUGCCUUCACGCCGGCACUUAUAUACCGCUUCCGUCAGUUCUUUUCCGGUCUUGAUCGAAAAACGAAAACGGCUCUAUAUCAUUUGCCCCCUUUUUUAAAUCUUUCAUUUUUCGUCUAGCAUAUUGUACCCGUACUUUUGAGAUCGUCAGCAUUUUUCGUUCUUAUUGGCUUUGUUAUUUUCGUACUAUCCUGUCCUUUUCCCCUACUAUGUUCUUCCUUUUUUAAGUUAAAGAAAAAGAUUCGUUUUCAAACGAAUUAUGGCGGGACCUGUGUAACUUGUCUUGCUAGAGAUGUUUUAUUCACACUAACUCGCAAAAUUUGAAAAGAAAAACUGCGUAUUUGUGCCUCAUUUAUAGCCCUCUCCCUUGAAUUAAAUUUUUACAGUAAAUGAAAAUAAUACAAGCUUCGUAAAAAUA
Messenger RNA from Daphnia magna, 6657 nucleotides. It is a transcript of the gene scrib, whose product is annotated as protein lap4. Gene Ontology annotation, biological process: neurotransmitter receptor transport postsynaptic membrane to endosome; neurotransmitter receptor transport, endosome to postsynaptic membrane. Lineage: Eukaryota; Metazoa; Arthropoda; Branchiopoda; Diplostraca; Daphniidae. Gene Ontology annotation, cellular component: postsynaptic membrane; postsynaptic density; adherens junction. The coding region runs from base 283 to 6141 and encodes 1952 amino acids. The transcript is spliced from 27 exons. Gene Ontology annotation, molecular function: protein binding. The record is from RefSeq and is a predicted model, not a curated record.